AUGGCUGAAACCAAACCCCAGGAAGAAAUUGUCCAAUACGACAUUAAGCCGCAUGCCCAACAGUCGGAAUUCGAGCACCAUGGCGAUCACCAUAUCACAGAGAAGGAGCAGAAGGCCAUCGACCAUCAACGCUCUGUUGCACUUUCGGCAGAUCUCGCGGAGCUGGGAGCCCAAUACUUCUUCAGCCCUCCCAUAGUAGGGACCGUCAUUUCUGUUGCAUCUUUUGUCUGCGGUAGCUAUUGGAUGUUCAUCGGUCCAGCAGCUGUGCUGGCUGACAUUGCUGCCGAUAUUGGAGGCACCGGAAAUGCCAGUCUUUUCUCGAUCGUAUGGAGCCUCUGCCAGCCCAUCAGCCUCCUUCUUUUCGGCCGUCUCUCUGAUCGCUUUGGCCGGCGCUAUUUCGUUCUCGGAGCAAACUUGUUGAGCGUGCUCGGAGGAAUUGUAGCGGCCACGGCACACAACAUGAAUCAGCUCAUCGGCGCCAACGUUCUGCUCGGACUAGGCUCGGGUGUCGCCGCGGCCUAUCCCCUCCUACUUGGCGAAAUCGUCCCAAACAAGUUCAAAUUCUGGGUGGUGAUGAUCAUGAAUGCCUUUGCUCUUCCGCUCGACUUCUCCGCAUACCUUUCUGUUCGACUGCUUCGUAUAGAAUCCUGGAGGUGGAUCUACUACAUUGGAAUCAUUAUAAAUGGUCUAUCCAUUUCUUGCUUCUUUCUCUUCUACCGUCCUCCAACGUUCACAAUGUUGCACAGCUCCGAACGCAAACGCAGAGAUGAGAUCAAACAUAUCGACUUUUUGGGGCUUUUCCUUCUCAUCGCUGGCCUUUGCCUCUUCCUUCUUGGAGUUGCGUGGGGUGGCCAGCCUCUACCAUGGCAAUCGCCGACCAUCUUGGGCCUCCUCAUUUCUGGAUUUGUGGGGAUUGUCCUCUUCAUUUUGUGGGAGAUGUUUUCAAAGGUUGAAUAUCCAAUCAUACCUUUACGCCUCUUCAAGGACCUCAGGGGUUUUACCUGCUGUGCCAUCCUGUCGGCCACCUCGGGCACCUCGUAUACCGCUCUUAACAUCGUUUGGCCUUCUGAAGUCAAUACUAUAUACGGAGCAGACUUGACCUGGCAAGAAUCUGGCUGGCUAGCGAAUAUCAUCAGUCUCAGCAACUUUGUCGGCAUCGUCAUACUAUCUCCGAUCACCACUUGGCAUGGAAAAGUAAAAUGGAAAGUACUUUUUGGAGCCUGCUGGAUGGCCGCUUUCAGCGGUGCGGUCUCGGUCCUCAAACCUGACAAUCUGAAAACUGCUAUUGCCUUGAUGAUUCUUACUCCCAUUACUACUGGAUGGCUCGAGUUAGCCUCCACAUUAAUGGUCCAAUACAUUGUACCAGACGAAGAUCUAGGUGUCGGAUUCGCCGUAGUAUGCGCUGCUCGAAAUGUCGCUGGAUCUAUCUUCACGGCUAUCUAUAUCGCCAUCCUGAGUAACAAGGCUGCUCAGAAAAUUCCAGAAUACGUCAUACCGGCAGCCCAGAACGCUGGCCUUCCGGCGAGUUCUAUUCCAGCCCUCUUAACAGCCUUGGGGGCGGGAACAGCAGAAGCCUUGCAGAGUGUGAAGGGGAUGAAUAAUGCUAUCCUUGCAGCCGUCACAUCUGCCACCGCGUAUGCUCAAGCCGCGGCGUACGCAUACGUCUACUACGCAGCCUUGGCCAUAGGACUGGUUGCAGUGCUUGCUGCAGUCUUCCUUGCCGACAUGGACCAGUACCUCACGGGCCAUGUCUCGCGAAAGGUCUAUCAUCGCAAGGAAAUUUCCAUUGAUAAGAAGCAACUCGAAACGGGUCAAUCCUAA
Fonsecaea pedrosoi CBS 271.37 is the source of this 1821-nucleotide messenger RNA. RefSeq lists its product as uncharacterized. Bases 1 to 1821 code for a protein of 606 amino acids. The transcript is spliced from 3 exons. NCBI's taxonomy places the organism in Eukaryota, Fungi, Ascomycota, Eurotiomycetes, Chaetothyriales, Herpotrichiellaceae. Gene Ontology annotation, biological process: transmembrane transport. Gene Ontology annotation, molecular function: transmembrane transporter activity. The record is from RefSeq and is a predicted model, not a curated record.